GUCUCUUUGCGGCAGCCCUUAGUCAUGGUGUGAGCGGAAUAUUCCAUGGCCAUGACCACAAUAAUGACUUCCUAGCUCGGAUUGAUACCACUUCUCAGACGAUACAUGUGGGUUAUGGAAGGAAAAGUGGCUAUGGCGGAUACGGUGGAG
This is a messenger RNA of Perkinsus marinus ATCC 50983, 150 nucleotides long. RefSeq lists its product as hypothetical. NCBI's taxonomy places the organism in Eukaryota, Perkinsozoa, Perkinsida, Perkinsidae. The annotation marks the transcript as partial. The record is from RefSeq and is a predicted model, not a curated record. The transcript has a single exon.